Chrysochloris asiatica (Cape golden mole) is the source of this 927-nucleotide messenger RNA. RefSeq names its product olfactory receptor 14A16-like. Gene Ontology annotation, biological process: G protein-coupled receptor signaling pathway. The record is from RefSeq and is a predicted model, not a curated record. Gene Ontology annotation, molecular function: olfactory receptor activity; odorant binding; G protein-coupled receptor activity. Bases 1 to 927 code for a protein of 308 amino acids. Gene Ontology annotation, cellular component: membrane. The transcript has a single exon. Lineage: Eukaryota; Metazoa; Chordata; Mammalia; Afrosoricida; Chrysochloridae.
AUGAACAACUUCACCUCUGUGACCAUGUUCUUCCUCACGGGAUUUUCUGAUGUUCGGAAGAUCCAGAUCUUACAUGCCGUGCUGUUUUUACUAAUUUACCUGGUAGCCAUACUAGGGAAUGUUCUUAUAAUCACCCUUACAACUAAGGAUCAUCGACUCCACACCCCUAUGUACUUCUUCUUGAAGAAUUUGUCCUUUCUGGAUCUCUGCCUCAUUUCCAUCACUCUUCCCAAAUCCAUUGCAAACUCUUUGACUAAUCAAAACACCAUCUCAUAUCUUGGCUGUGUUUUACAGGUGUUUUUCUUCUUCCUCUUAGCCACUACAGAAGUAUCUUUACUCACAGUGAUGUCUUAUGACCGUUACAUUGCCAUCUGCCACCCACUCAGGUAUGAACUCAUCAUGAGCCAUGGAGGCUGUAUGCAGAUGGCAGCCUCUUCAUGGGCCAGUGGAGGUCUCAAUGCAAUUCUGCACACAGCUUCUACUUUCUCCAUACCUGUGUGCGGGUCUCCUGAAGUCCAUCAGUUCUUCUGUGAUGUUCCUCAACUACUCUCUCUUGCCUGUUAUUAUAAUAUUACAGAAUUAGUAGUCAUUGGUCUUAGCCUAGUAUUAGAUUUUGGCUGUUUUGUGUUUAUUGACAUUUCUUACUUUCACAUCUUCUCCACUGUUUUGAGAAUCCCAUCUAGAGAAGGCAGAUCUAGAGCUUUCUCCACAUGUCUACCUCACCUCACUGUUGUGACUCUUUUUCUAUUUUCUGGGUUUUUUGCCUAUUUACGACCUUUACCCAAAUAUCCAACAACCUUGGAUUUGCUAGUGUCAGUAUUCUAUACUAUUGUGCCACCGACCAUGAAUCCCCUUAUCUACAGUUUGAGAAAUAAGGAUAUGAAGAUGGCACUGAAGAAAUUGUUGAAGGGUAGCCCUUCAAAUUAG